AUGUCGUCAACAUCGAGCUUCACGUUUCCGGAAACCAACAUUGCCGUCUCCCUCCCACCAGGCUUGAAAGAAGAGCAGGUUCUCGCUUUCCGCCCACUCAAGAAUUGGAUUAAUACCUUGUCAAAUUCGCUUCGCCUCCAAUCGGACCCGAAACACCCCUUCUUCCCCGACCCCUACGCGCUCCGAUCCGUUACCGUCCAGUCUUACGACCUCUUCGGGCACACUCGCGUCGGCUUCCUCAAGCUUACGGCUGCCGUCUCCAAUGCCGCAGGCGAGACCCUCCCCGCUGCAGCCCUCCUCCGCGGCCCAAGCGUUGCCAUGCUGGUCAUCCUGAUCCCGGACGAUGCGAAGAGCGAUGACGAGAGAUAUGUCGUGCUGACGGUGCAGCCGCGUGUCCCUGCCGGGAGCCUGAGCUUCGUGGAGCUCCCCGCGGGCAUGGUUGACGACGCGGGCAGCUUCAAGGGCGCCGCGGCCAAGGAGAUGGAGGAGGAGCUCGGGAUCGAUAUCCACGAGGACGACCUGGUCUGCCUGAGCGAGCUUGCGGCCCCGGCUGCGGAGAGCAAAGAGGAUGGGGAGGGGCUGUCCCGCGCCGUGUUCCCCAGUGCGGGCGGGUGCGAUGAACAUGUGACGCUUUACAGCUACGAGCGGUGCAUACCGAGAGAACAGCUGCAAGACUGGAGUGGGCGCCUCACGGGUUUGCGGGACCAGGGAGAGAAGAUUACCCUCAAGGUGGUCCCCAUGAAAGACCUAUGGCGAGAAGGCUCGAGAGAUGCGAAAGCACUCAGCGCGCUGGCCCUCUGGGAAGGGUUGCGGCGAGAGAAGAUGAUCUGA
This is a messenger RNA of Clonostachys byssicola, 831 nucleotides long. NCBI's taxonomy places the organism in Eukaryota, Fungi, Ascomycota, Sordariomycetes, Hypocreales, Bionectriaceae. The record is from the annotation of a GenBank genome assembly.